Rodentolepis nana is the source of this 501-nucleotide messenger RNA. Lineage: Eukaryota; Metazoa; Platyhelminthes; Cestoda; Cyclophyllidea; Hymenolepididae. The record is from the annotation of a GenBank genome assembly.
AUGUCUGCUAAUGGGUCGCAGUUGGGUGCAACACACUACAUCAGUGUCUGCCAAUGGGUUCGUGGGCAGAGAGAGGCUUUCUGAUGUCACUCAUGGGUGCUGAAGAACUUAUCCAUGGGAAUGUACAGUAUUUGCAGCUUGCGUUUUCAGAUGUCUUGGUCUAUUCUCAUAGGUGCUGGAAGAACUUAUCCAUGGGAAUGCGCAGUAGAUUCUCAUACGUUAUCCAUGGGAAUGCGCAGUAGCUUCUCAGACAGGAUCAAUCCAUGGGAAUGCGCAGGAGCCUCUUGUGGUGUUAGGAUCAAGGCCUUCUCUUUGAUAAGGGAGCCUAUUGAUGUGUUUCCUGUAACUUGGAGCAUUGCAUCAAUGGGUGUUGGCACUUCCUUCGUAAUGCUUGGUUGUGUGCCUUCUCGUAUUGAUAUGAGAGUCACCUCUGUGGCUGUAAUGAGUGGCUCACAGUUGAAAGUCACCUCUGUGGCUGUAAUGAGUGGCUCACAACAAUAA